AUGUCCAUCAGAGCUACAGGUGCGGUAAAGCACGAGUCUGAGGUCAGAGCUAGAACAGACCGAGUAGUGAAAGAUCAAGCAAAUGACAGCGCAGAUCAACAAAUUGAUGAGAAGACUGAUGAUGAGCUAAAGAAACAAAUCGAUAAUGAGCCUUCAAAAUUUUGGGAAUACUUUUGGGUAGCUGAAUCAUUGAUAGCUCCUAUAUUAUUUACCUUGAUUGCAACAUGGACAAGAUUCAAAAAAAUUGACGCAGCAAAGAAAGUUGUUUGGGAUGAAGCUCAUUUUGGUAAAUUUGGUUCUUAUUAUAUCAAACAUGAGUUUUAUCAUGAUGUUCACCCUCCAUUGGGGAAAAUGCUUGUUGGAUUAAGUGAAUAUAUUGCUAAAUUUAAUGGUGAUUUUGAGUUUAAAUCUGGAAGUCUCUAUCCUGCUGAUUUAGAUUUUGCAACAAUGAGAUAUUUCAAUGCAAUUUUCAGUAUUAUGUGCAUCCCUGUUACUUAUUUUGCUGCUAAGACUUUGAAAUUUCAAUUAGUCACUGUUUAUUUCAUUACUUUAAUGGUGACACUAGAAGCUUCUUAUAUUGCCUUGGGUAAAUUUAUCUUGUUGGAUUCAAUGUUAUUAUUUUUCACUAUUACUACAUUUCUCUGUUUUACAAAACUACAUUCAUUGAGAAGAGAACGCUUAGAAUUCACCAAGAAAUGGUACAUUUGGAUGAUUUUAACCGGUAUUUCAAUUGGAUGUGUCUGCUCAGUUAAAUGGGUUGGAUUAUUCAUCACUGUACUUGUUGGAUUAUAUACAGUUCAAGACCUUUAUGAAAAAUUGUUCGAAAAUGAAUUUGACAUCAAAAAAUAUGCAAAACAUUGGUCUGUCAGAAUAUUGGCAUUGAUUUUCAUCCCUGCUGUCGUUUAUAUUACUUCAUUCAAGGUUCAUUUUGCUCUUUUAUCAAAAUCAGGAACUGGUGAUGCUUCUACAUCAUCAUUAUUCCAAGCAAAUUUAGAAGGUAAUAAAAUCAAAAAAUCACCAAGAGAUAUUGUAUUUGGAUCAGAGGUUACUAUUAGAUCACAAGGCUCAUCACCAAAUCUAUUACAUUCACAUGUUCAAAUCUAUCCAGAUGGUUCAAAUCAACAACAGAUUACAGGUUAUGGACAUUCAGAUGGUAAUAAUAAUUGGGUUUUUAAAUAUUCAAGACGUUCAAAUGAAACAUUAGAUGAAAACUCUGAUGAUUUGGUCAAGGUUCAAGAUGGUGAUGUUGUUAGAUUAGUUCACAAAUGGACUGGAGUUAAUUUACAUUCUCAUACAAUCCCUGCACAUGUUUCCAAAAAACAUUGGGAAGUUGGUGGUUAUGGUAAUGAAAAAAUUGGUGAUUCUAAAGAUGAUUGGGUUGUUGAAAUUGUUGAACAAUUGACUUCUGCAAAUAAAUCAUUCCCUAAAGAGGACAAAUCUAUAUUACAUCCACUUUCUACAAAUUUUAGAUUAAGACACGCAGAUUUAGGUUGUUAUUUAUCAAUGACUGGUGCUGCAUAUCCAGCAUGGGGGUUUAAACAGAGUGAAGUUGUUUGUAAAGAUUCUUGGACAUGGAGAGAUAAAUCAACUUGGUGGAAUGUUGAAGAUCAUAUGCAUAAAAAACUUGAAAUUGAUGAUGGAUUUAUUGCACCAAAAUCAAAUUUUUGGUCAGAUUUUAUUCAAAUUAAUUUUGCCAUGGCAUCUUCAAAUAAUGCACUUGUACCAGAUUAUGAUAAAUUUGAUCAUUUAGCUUCAAAAGCAUGGGAAUGGCCAACUUUACAUGUUGGUCUUAGAAUGUGUGGUUGGGGUACUAAUGAUGUUAGAUAUUUCCUAAUUGGUAAUCCUUUUAAUACAUGGUUAUCAACAAUUUCAUUACCAAUUUUCAUUUAUUUGGUGUUGUUAUAUGUUAUUAAAUAUCAACGUCAAACAUUAGAAUGGAAUGAUGAAGAUUAUUGGAAAUUUAUUGUUGGUGGUGUUUAUCCAUUUAUUGGUUGGUUAUUACAUUUUGCACCUUUUGCCAUAAUGGGUAGAGUUACUUAUGUUCAUCAUUAUGUACCUGCAUUAUAUUUUGCAAUCUAUGUCUUUGGAUUUUUAGUUGAGCAUGCUGUUGGUAAGACUAAACUAUUUGUUAAAAUUCCAGUUUAUUCCCUUUUGUUUGGAACAUUAAUUUUCACUUAUUUCCAUUUCGCUCCAUUUUAUGAUGGUAUGACUGGUCCUCAUAAUGAUUUCAAAUAUUUAGAAAUUUUACCAAGCUGGAAAGUGGUAUGA
Messenger RNA from Hansenula ciferrii, 2268 nucleotides. It is a transcript of the gene PMT6, whose product is annotated as dolichyl-phosphate-mannose-protein mannosyltransferase PMT6. Gene Ontology annotation, molecular function: dolichyl-phosphate-mannose-protein mannosyltransferase activity. Bases 1 to 2268 code for a protein of 755 amino acids. Gene Ontology annotation, cellular component: endoplasmic reticulum; membrane. Gene Ontology annotation, biological process: protein O-linked glycosylation via mannose. The transcript has a single exon. Lineage: Eukaryota; Fungi; Ascomycota; Saccharomycetes; Phaffomycetales; Wickerhamomycetaceae. The record is from RefSeq and is a predicted model, not a curated record.